CAGUUUAUAGUACAAACCAAUAGUAUUACCGGCUUAGUAGCAUCGCGUAAAUAAAUAUAAAUCAAUUUUAAUAUUUUUGUAUAUAUUGAUUUCUUUUUUCAUCAAAAAUAAACAUUUAUAAAUUUUAUCUUUCUCUAUUUUUUUUUACAUAUUUAUCUAUAAAAAUAUGCCUGUAGAACUAAACAGCUUAACGGAAGGGUGGCUAGAACUGGAAAGUGAUCCUGGACUUUUCACAUUAUUACUGGAAGACUUUGGUGUCAAAGGAGUACAAGUUGAAGAGAUUUAUGAUCUACACAAGCCUUUAGAAAGCCCAGUUUACGGAUUUAUAUUUUUAUUCCGAUGGAUAGAAGAGCGAAGGUCACGCCGAAAAUUUGUAGAUCAGAUAGAAAGUUUUGUCCGCGACGAAGAAACUAUAAACAAUAUAUUUUUUGCUCAACAAAUGGUCCCGAAUAGUUGUGCUACGCAUGCUUUACUUUCAAUUUUAUUAAAUUGUCCUAAUCUUCAUCUUGGAGAAACUUUAAGUCGUUUAAAGCAUCAUACCUUGGGUAUGAAUCCAGAGAACAAAGGUUGGGCAAUUGGAAAUACACCAGAAUUAGCUUGUGCCCACAACUCCCAUGCCAUACCACAGGCACGAAAGAAAACUGAUAAGAAUGCUGGUGUAUCUACAGGUCGCUUCACAGGUGAAGCAUAUCAUUUUGUUAGCUUUGUACCCAUAAAUGGACACUUGUUUGAGCUAGAUGGCCUCAAACCAUAUCCAACAGAUCAUGGACCAUGGGCUGCAGAUGAAGACUGGACUGAUAAAUUUAGAAGAGUUAUGGCAGAGAGACUGGGACGGGAUGCUGGUGAACAGGUUCAUGAUAUCAGAUUUAACUUGAUGGCUGUUGUACCUGAUAGAAGAAUAGCAUUAACACAGAAACUGAGUGCUCUGGAAUUAAAUCAAAAGAGAGUCAAAGAAGCGAUAUCAAAAAUUGGAAAACAUCUUAGACACUUAUUAUCUAAAAAUAGAGAAUAUAAUGAACAAGGGGAAUUGAUACAGACUACAACCGAGAGGCCUGUUAUAAAUGACAAUCUUGGCCAGAUCAGUGAGGAAAACAUUCUUUGCUCCCUAGAAUCAGCUCAGGUACAAUUGUAUGAUCUGGACUAUACUCAUCCUAUAACUAUUGAAAUUGGUGCAACAGAUCGACCACAGCAAGAUAAUAGUAUUGUUUUAGCUCCUCCUGUUGAACAAGGUGCUAUUGUGCGAUUUUUCACAGUAAACAGAGAAAAUCAAAUCGUCGGUGAUAUAUAUCCAACAUCUACAUCAGCUUUAAUGAAAAGCAAUGAUUUACCAAUACUGAUGGGAUGUGAAAGUACUCCAGAUCAGCCUUACAAACUAAAGAAAUUAUUGCUCACUCACACUGAACUGAAUGCUCUGAUGAGUAGCAUUGUCAGCGAGGUACAAUCGUGUCAACAGGCACUAAAUGACGAAAAUGAUAAAAGAGAUAUGUAUAAAGUGGACGACUGCCGGCGGACUCACAACUAUGAUGAGUUUAUAUGCACUUUCCUAUCAAUGCUUGCGGAACGCGGAGCCCUAGCAGAGCUGGUGACGGCGCAACUGGAGCGGGGCCGGACAGCCCGAGUGCGGCGCCGUCGACCGCGGCCAAGGCCUCGUGCCCGGCCCAGGCCUAGGCCCCGCGCUAGGAAAUAAUCUGAGAAAUCUCUAGGAAGUAGUCUGUAGUUACCGCUCGCCUUCACGUCAUCAUAGGUAAUUAAUGUGUUCAAGGUAAACUUUUAUUAAAAAGAGUAGAUCAACAUUGUAUAAUAUUCAACUAUAAAUUGAGAAAAAUAAAUUUUAGUUACAAUUUUAAAACCUAAUCUUCACGAUCCAACAGGUUUCCAUGACGCUUUAGUUACUGUAAAUUUUGCACUCUGGGUUUCUCUAUUAUUAUACAAAUGUUGAAAUAUUUCUGGACAACAGAUAUGGAUUACUAAGUAUAUGAUUUGGACAUACACUGUAUGAAUAUACACGCAAAUUGCCUUACGUUUUUCAAAUGUCAGGUAAAUUGUACAUAUAUACUUUUAUAAACAAAUAUUCCAAAUCAACAACAAACCAACACACUGAUAUUAAAAGUUUACCAUGAAUAUGCAUGUGUGUGUGUGUAUAAUACAUAAUUUAAAAAAAAAGCCAGGCAGCUUCUCUAUAAUUACACUCCUUUAUUAUUGUAAAACUAUAUACUUACAAAAAUGCAUCAGAUCUGUUUUGUACACUAAAUAAAACAAAAUUCAAA
Molecule: messenger RNA, 2267 nt
Organism: Galleria mellonella (greater wax moth)
Lineage: Eukaryota; Metazoa; Arthropoda; Insecta; Lepidoptera; Pyralidae
Gene: calypso
Product: ubiquitin carboxyl-terminal hydrolase calypso
Exons: 8
Coding region: 167-1687 (506 amino acids)
Biological process (GO): protein deubiquitination; ubiquitin-dependent protein catabolic process
Cellular component (GO): cytoplasm
Molecular function (GO): cysteine-type deubiquitinase activity
Source: RefSeq, a predicted model, not a curated record